AUGGCUGACAACGCGACCAAGCAGCAGCCCGCCACCUUUUCUGGGCCUUCCAAGGCCCUUCGGACUGACUACCCGCUCAUUGACAACGACCCGUACGUCCGUCCUGCUUCCCUGUGCUUUCAGCAACGACCAUAG
Messenger RNA from Geosmithia morbida, 135 nucleotides. RefSeq lists its product as uncharacterized. NCBI's taxonomy places the organism in Eukaryota, Fungi, Ascomycota, Sordariomycetes, Hypocreales, Bionectriaceae. The record is from RefSeq and is a predicted model, not a curated record. The transcript has 2 exons. The coding region runs from base 1 to 135 and encodes 44 amino acids.